CGAUUUAAUUUUGUCCAUACUGCUGCCGAACGAGUGUUAGCUUGUGCUGUCUAGUGAGAGGCGAAGGUAGAUUGAAUUUAUGUUUGUAAUUCUUUGCAGAGCAUCAUACUAAGUUUAAAAGCAACGUAAGGCACAAUCGAGCUUUGUGUAUCUACUCACUGCGGGAGAGCUACUUUGUUUCUGUUUUAGAGUGAACGUUUCAAUGCAAACUGCCUAGAAUGUAAACCAGAACCGCUUCAGUGUUGGAUUCACGUGGUUUCAGUUUGUAUGGUGGCCGUUCGUCCCUAUUCGUACAUUAAAUUUGGUGUUUGUUCUGCUAUUAAGCUAAGCAAACAGCAGAUUAUCCUAUCCCGUUUUCUAAACCCCCCAAAAAUUGAAAAUAAAUCUGAGAUGAAGAAGCAAGACACAGAGGAGUCAGUCACCCAGGAAAAGAAGGAUGUGGGGACUGCAGCGGACGUAACGGAGUCCCCUGCGGUUCCGAAGGAGGACGUGGACAGCGGCAUUCCCAAAGAGUCCAAAACGCCGCCUCAAAGCGAUAAGGCAGUGAGUGAAGAUGCAGCGGCCCAGUCUCGGUGCGACAAGGCUAACGAUCUGAGCCGGCAGCUGGAGGACAUCCUCAGCAUCUACUGCCGGGAGAGCCUUUCGGGCGACUCCGGCGGCCUCGCCAACGGCCAGUCCCAAGGCCUCGAGAUCAACGGGCUCGCCGACGACAAAGAGGACCGCGGGGCCGCGGCUGGCAAGGUCAAGGGGGGCGCCGGUGGCGCAGUCAAGGAGCAGAAGAAGAUGCAGGAUAAGAAGAAAGUGAAGGGGCUGGGCAAAGAAAUCACCCUCCUCAUGCAGACUCUCAACACAUUAAGCACACCCGAGGAGAAGCUAACGGGGCUCUGCAAGAAGUACGCCGAACUGCUGGAGGAGCAUCGUAACAGGCAGAAGCAGAUGCGGGCGCUGCAGAAGAAGCAGACGCAGCUGGUGCAGGAGAAGGACAACCUGAGGAACGAGCACAGCAAGGCCAUCCUGGCGCGCAGCAAGCUGGAGAGCCUCUGCAGGGAGCUGCAGAGGCACAACCGCACACUCAAGGAGGAAGGGAUACAGAGGACCCGCCUCGAGGAGGAGAAAAGAAAGGAGGUGACGUCGCAUUUUCAGGUGACGCUCCACGAAAUCCAGGUCCAAAUGGAGCAGCACAACGAAAUGAACGCCAGCCUGCACCAGGAGAACACGGAGCUGGCCGAGAAGCUCAAGAAGCUCCACGAGCAGUACAAGUUACGAGAGGAGCACAUCGACAAAGUGGUGAAGCACAAGGACCUGCAGCAGCAGCUGGUGGACACCAAACUCCACCAGGCCCAGGAACUGCUCAACGAGUCGGAGGAACGCCACAACACAGAAAAACACUUUCUGCUGCAGGAGGCGCUCGAGUCUCAGCGGAUGUGCGAGCUGAUGAAGCAGCAGGAAGGCCACCUCAAACAGCAGCUUUCGCUGUACACGGAGAAGUUCGAGGAGUUCCAGACCACCUUGUCCAAAAGCAACGAGGUCUUCGCCACGUUCAAACAGGAGAUGGAGAAGAUGACAAAGAAGAUCAAGAAGCUGGAAAAGGAGACGGCCAUGUAUCGCGCCCGAUGGGAGAGCAGCAACAAGGCUCUUCUGGAGAUGGCCGAGGAGAAAUCUUUACAAGACCGCGAAUUUGAGGCCCUCCAAGGUAAAGUCCAGCGGUUGGAGAAGCUGCGGCGCGCCCUCAAAGUGGAACGCAACGAGCUCAACAAGAAGGUCCAAAAGCUCAGCGGCACCCCGGCGCCGCCCGCCGCCGACUGCGAAUGCCCCUCCCCGACACCCGCGGACUCUUUGCCAGAAGGCGCCGGCAAAAGCGGCCGGGCCGCCGCCGCCGCCGAGGCCAGCACCCAAAGCCCACCCCGUGACGCCGAACUGAAUACGGAAAACCGAGCGGAGGCGGCUCGGCCCACCACCGCGCAGCAAUGAUGGUCGCUCGGAACCACAACCGGAACACCGCUCACCUCACGCAAACGUAACCUACACGUUUUUUUUUUAAUUCUCGCUUCAAAUCAGCGUUUUGGAAUCACUUGACAAGUUGAAAUGACCACUGCUCAUUAUGAUUGUUAGCGGGAGGGAGUGAAAUUUCGAUAAAAAUGUAUAUAUAUUUUUUUUAAUUUAAGUUGGAGUAUUUGGGGAGUAUCCCAAAUUGGAAACAUUGGAAUUUCAUUAAUUAACAUUAAUUUCUUAGUUCAGCUUGAUAUAAAAUUCAAAAUAUUUGGAGCAAUCUUUUUAGUUUGAAUGGAAAAAUUUACUCAUACAUCCCGAUACUUGCAUGAAAUCUUGUCAGAAUGUUUCCCCCACCCCGACUGGUCCCUCUUACCUCCUGACCUCCAGUUUAAAUUCCCGUCAUAUUUGCGUCGGUUCCCAUGGGACGUUUCCAACUUGAAAAAUAUGACGUACAUUUUUUUUAUUUUAUUAUUUUUGCAACCUCACUCGUCAUCCUCGGCGUGUAUUUCAAUUCGAGUGACUUCACAUUCCCCCUCCGACACACUUGAUUGCUUAAAGAGCCAAUAACAUCACACGUAGUGAGUACUACUUGACGGAAUUCUUAAAAGAUGUCAUGUCUAAUAUUAGCCAGUAAUAUGAAUGUACUCGGCGUACUUUGCCGCGUGCGUUUGUGUUUGGGGGGACCGCUAUGCAACACACGCUUCCUUGCUUUGGUUCUGUGGAAAGCACUUAUAGAAUGUACUGUAACUUCAUCAUACCACAAUGAUUUAUCGAUAUUCAUCGCUGACAGGCUUUGAGUGUUACCUCAUGUUCAAACCUUCACAAUGUAGGAAAUUCUGAAUAUUUGUAUUUUUUUUUUUGGUCCUCAAACAUGUAUUUUCUUCUUUGGACGUGAAUUUUAAUGCUAAUGAUGCCGUAGCGCCGGAAAGUAAUGUAAUUCCUUUCCUUCGUCUCGCGCAACAGAUUCGUUGAACACGCAAAAGAACCAAAGAUAUUCCUUGUUUCUUUUGCUGUGGUUUGUCUGACCUACACUUUUUGUUAAAUAAAAAAUAUCAAGUGUGA
Messenger RNA from Syngnathoides biaculeatus (alligator pipefish), 3054 nucleotides. It is a transcript of the gene txlna, whose product is annotated as taxilin alpha. The transcript is spliced from 11 exons. The record is from RefSeq and is a predicted model, not a curated record. NCBI's taxonomy places the organism in Eukaryota, Metazoa, Chordata, Actinopteri, Syngnathiformes, Syngnathidae. Gene Ontology annotation, molecular function: syntaxin binding. The coding region runs from base 268 to 1971 and encodes 567 amino acids.